This is a messenger RNA of Hevea brasiliensis (rubber tree), 929 nucleotides long. RefSeq names its product protein CURVATURE THYLAKOID 1D, chloroplastic. Lineage: Eukaryota; Viridiplantae; Streptophyta; Magnoliopsida; Malpighiales; Euphorbiaceae. Gene Ontology annotation, cellular component: chloroplast thylakoid membrane; thylakoid. The transcript has 6 exons. The record is from RefSeq and is a predicted model, not a curated record. The coding region runs from base 110 to 754 and encodes 214 amino acids.
GCCCUAGUGGCGCAAUCCAUUUCUAAUCGGGGCAUUGCAUUUAAGCCCUGCAACACUCUCCGCUCCAGCAACAACUGCCUGAAGCACUUUUCUAUUUCAGCCUCCUCAAAUGGAGCUGUGCACUACUCAAUCCCUUUCUAAUCUUCCCAAAGUUUUCACCUCAAAGACCAUUCUCCUCCGCUCCAAAACCGCCUUCACUCUCCAGCAAGCCCAAAUCCCUCGCUCCGGCCUCCUCUGCAGCCUCCACUCCCGAUUUCUUUCUGUACCAAGAGCAACAGCACCUGAGGAAUCUUCGACCGGAGCAAGUCUGUAUGCCACCGAAGAACGAGAUUGUGCAGUGGUAGUAGAAGUUGAUCCUCCAAUUGAAAAGAGAGUGUACAAUGAGAGCAGGGCAACUGGAGCGCCCCUGGAUGAUUCUCCUGUUGAUGAACAAGUGAACGGGUUUUUGGAUAACCUGAACAUUAAGAAAAGCGGGUUGGAGCUCUGGGCUGAUAACUGGGAGUAUUUUGACUCUGAAGAUACUUAUUCUAUUCUGUUGUAUGGUGGUGGUGCCCUGCUUGCCCUGUGGUUAGCAUCAGCCAUUGUUGGUGCUAUUGAUUCUAUUCCAUUGUUUCCUAAGUUGAUGGAAGUUGUGGGUCUUGGUUACACCAUCUGGUUCACUACCCGCUAUUUGCUAUUUAAGAAAAGUAGGGAUGAGUUGGCUGCUAAAGUUGAAGAGCUUAAGCAACAGGUCCUUGGAACCAGCGACAAUUGAUGUGCAGGAUGUAUAUAUUUUUUGGCAUAAUUUUUAUUUGUUCUGUUAUUGUAAUAGUUGAAUGAGUUAGAUAAGCUUUCUUGUCAAUAAUUAGGUUUCUAGAUUUUUAAUAUCAAUAAAUAGAGCAACGCAUGUUUUUUAUCAUUGAAAUUAAUAUAGUUAUAAAAUUUCAUUA